Molecule: messenger RNA, 2760 nt
Organism: Tachysurus vachellii
Lineage: Eukaryota; Metazoa; Chordata; Actinopteri; Siluriformes; Bagridae
Gene: zfpl1
Product: zinc finger protein-like 1
Exons: 8
Coding region: 155-1144 (329 amino acids)
Cellular component (GO): Golgi apparatus
Source: RefSeq, a predicted model, not a curated record
CUGUAGCGGAAGAGACGUGGCAAAAAAAAUCCUGACCGGAAGAAAAUGUUACUCAAAUAUGAAGCUGAGUAACUAAGCUGACACACCUUUAAUAGUAGAGAGACGGUUAAUUUGUGGUGAUUCGAUCCCUGAAAUCCAUUUUGACAGCCAGACUAUGGGUCUGUGUAAGUGUCCGAAGAGGAAGGUGACAAACCUGUUCUGCUUCGAGCAUCGUGUCAAUGUGUGUGAACACUGCCUGGUGUCCAAUCACGGCAAGUGUAUUGUACAAUCCUACCUGCAGUGGCUACAGGACAGUGAUUACAAUCCUAACUGCAGUCUGUGUAAUCAGCCUUUAAAUUCCCAGGACACUGUGAGAUUAGUGUGCUAUGAUCUGUUCCACUGGUCCUGCCUGAAUGAACUGGCAUCACGCCUGCCCCUGUACACGGCGCCAGCAGGUUACCAGUGUCCAACAUGCCAGGGACCCGUUUUUCCUCCUCCUAACCUCGCCAGCCCUGUGGCUGACAUGCUGAGAACGCAACUGUCCUCAGUGAACUGGGCACGAGCAGGACUGGGCCUUCCACUGGUGGAGGACCAGUCUGUGGUGGAAGAAAGCACAGCACAAGACGUGACUGAUUAUACAGACUGGACUUUUGAUGCGCCAUCCGCCGAAUCUUCCAUUUCUGCCCCAUCACACUUUUAUCCCUCAGAACCCACAGUCGCUCCAGCGUGUUCCCAUCAGGACUUGGGCCACGGCCACAGCCACAGCCACAAUAACGGAGGAUUGGGGGUACAGGAGCACUCCGUUAUCGACAUGAUCACAGCCACCGCACCGGACACUAUCGUCAUCAACAAAGCUUCUUCACCUAGAAAGGUGUACGACACACGAGAAUCAGGCCACACGCCCGUCACUCAUAUCGACUUUGAUGAUGAUAAGUACCGGCGGAGACCAGCACUCAGCUGGUUCGCACAAAUCCUAAAAAAUCGCUUGGGCCCUAAGAGAAGGACGUUUACACUAAAGCAGAGGAUCUUUAUGCUCCUUAUCCUGGGAGUGAUCGGCUUCUUCACCCUCAUCAUCAUCAUGGCUAAGCUGGGCCGGGCUUCAGCUGACGAAGACCCCAACCUAAACCCCUUGUUCAACCCUAACAUCAGAGUGGGAAACAUGUGAACUGAGUGCAACUCCUGUAGUAGAAAACCAGCAGGAAGCGCAGUGUGACUGUCCUGAGGGCUGGGACCAGUGUGUAAAAUGCCUGUUCGGGUUGUGGGAAUGAUGAUGAUGAUGAUGAUGAUGAUGAUCCAGUUACUUUCCUUCCUGUUGAAAAGUCUCCUGCUUAAUAAGACCUGUCAUGAAAUUAACAUAGGAAAGGCACUCUGGAUAUUUAGAGCGUAUCUAACACUUUGCAGGCGGUUCAUGUCUAUGUGAACACGGUAGUUGGAUGUGUGUUUUUAAUGCGAGGGAGAAAGAAUUCUGAGAGAAAGCAAUAUGAGAAAUUUACAUACUAAAACAAAAUAGCAGAAUUUAAAUGUUUGCAGUUGAAAUUCUAUGAUAUCAGAUACCAAAGCUGUUCUUUACAGCCCCAAAUAGAAGUGAAUGAGUCACUUCAGUGAGAUAAAGGUGUGUGUGUGUGUGCGUGCAUAUGCAAUCAUUAAUAUGGUUCAUGCCAUAUUUUUGAGUGAAGUCUAGAUAAAAAAAUGGCACAGACCCAUUUCCGGACUAAAUAACCUGGUUAAACGGCGUCCAUUCUGACCACGGUUUAAUCUGUAUAUUCCAAAAUAUGUUGUUUAUUCUGUAAAUUAUUUUCAGAUUCCAGUUUGAAUCUGAAUUCAGUCCACAUGGCUGGUCUUUGGUCUAUAAACUGAAGAUGUUUUUUGUUUGUACAUCUGAUCACACUUUAAAUUAAGGUUCUCUUAACUGACACUAUUUAACGCAUUAUUUAACACCAAGAAAACACGACUCAUAUACAGUAUUGUUUUUUAUUUUUGUUUCAAACAAACCGAAAUAUAUUAAAUAAUGGUUGCGUUAACCAACGUAAAUAUCAUCAAUGAGUAAAAGUAAAGAAUAUAAUAAACAAGAACCAGUAACAAAUGUUUUUCACAGUUAUUCAGUGAAAAACUUUAGAAAGAUGAUUUCAUUUUUGGUAAUGGAUUGAAUAAGUCAAUGCAGUUGUAUCCCGGCUUAAUCAACUGAUUUAUUUUAUACCACAGAAUAUUUCUUUAAUCUUUCAACUGAUUUAAUUUUGUGUAAUAGCAAGAAUCUGUUCCCAUCACUUGCAUUCAAGCUGUUCCAUCACCAAAUCUUUUUUUUUUCCCUCUGCCUUAAAGACAAAGAAAUUACAGCUUUUGUUAUGAAGAAACCAAAAAGCCCUGAAGACAUCCUGAUGUUUACUAAACACUGUCACUGGAGACUCCUUCCAUAAAUGUUAUAUAAGCAUCACAUUACAUCAAUAAUUUGUUAUAAAUCACAUUGUGUUUGUAUAUUUUAAGAUUUAACAGGUUUAUACAAGUAAUCAACACUUCUGACCAAUCAGAUUUGAGGAUGUGGUAGCAUUGUAACUAAUGCAGUAAAUCUUGUUAGCUAAAAGAACCUGAAUGUAAAGCAUUACUGUACAUCUAAGUGAAAACUGUUCAGUCAGGUUUCUCUGUUCCUGGCUUUUUUGCUUUUAAGCGGAUAGUCAUAAUGUUUGACGGUAUGAUUUGAAAUGAGACAUUUGUAUAGUAUUCAUCUCUGAAAUGAUUGACCUAACAAGAUUUGUUCACAUCAAGCUCUAUUAAAUUAUGAACUUA